AUGGCGAUGGAAGAGAUGGAUCGGCAGCCUGUUGUUGUUUCCGAAGCAAGAAUCCUGAGGAUGGAGAUUGCGUCCCUGGUGAACUUGCUCAUCGAGAAACAAUCUGACGUUCUUUCCUACGAUCCCGAGAUCGUGAGGAAGAUCACGUCCCUGAGGAGCGAGAUCGCGUGCCAGAAGCUGGCGAGGGAGCGCAAAGCCUUGGUUACGGAGGUCAAACGCACAGUGCCGCGGAGGCGCAAAAAAUUUUAUGCAGUGCGGAGGGUCGCUGAGAAGGAGAUCAUGGCCGAUCAGGAGAGCGUGGAUCUGCCUAACUCCGAUACGCAUAGUGUGACCUCCCAAGUCAGUUGCAUCUCCGAGCAGUUGCCCGAGCCCUGCGACCAGAAGGAGAUCGACUCGGAGAAUAACAAAUCAGCUUCCAGAUUCAAAUCCAACUUCGAGCAUAUGGCGGUCCAAUAUGCUGAGGACCAGAGGACCAAGGAGGAGAUGACCGAUCAGAUGGGCAAAGGCAAGUCAAGCAUGGAGACACAUGUGUCGAGGAUAUUGGAUAUGAUGGUGCUGGUUUCUGAUGAUAAGAGUGAGUCGGAUGGUAUGACCAACUUGUGCAAAUAUUACAAGAUGCUUGAAUUUGAGGAUGAGAAGGUGUUGGGCAAGAUGACUGCUGAGAAUUUAAGGAUGUAUUACAAAUUUCGUAUAGAGCUAUUAAAGAUGGAAGCCAGCUUAUGCGAGUUCUGGGAGCAGAAUGAAAAGGAUGACCUGAGGUGGGAGCAGGAUAAAAAGGACGCACUGAGCUGUUGCAGAACAGACCCGACCCCCUUCUCACUUCAGGACGCGGUAGGGGAGGAGGGGGAGGAGGAGGAGGUGACAGAAUUCACAGAAUCAGACAAAGAGGAGAUGGAGAUGGAGGACAGGUUGUUUUCUGGAAAACGUGAAGUCUGGGAAUCCGCAUGGGGAUGCUGUGGUGAAUUUGAAGACAGUACCGCAGUGAGUCCUAUGCACUUUACACAUUGCACGCCGGGACUGAUCCCGUACGCCGCUCGCUCUGUGAGCACCUUGCAGAUCUACUCCUUGAAGAUUGUUGGAACAGAUGGAAAGUUGAAGUUACCACUCCAUGUGUAUGGUGUUGUUGCUGCCCGAGACACCGUGGACUGCAACCGCAACAUUCUCUUCUUUAGGCGAAGGGAAGACUGUCAAAAACUCACUCCAGAGGAUCCAUUUUUGCACUUGACUGGCCCGUCCCGUGCCAUCGUGGCUGUGGACCAUGUUGACUUCGAAGUCCAACUGAAAGUAAAGGGUGCAACAAGGUCCAGCGACAGAGCAUUGAUCAGUCGUUGCUGCACUUAUUCUGGUGGUUAUCAUGAAGGUUUAGAUACCGCUCUCAUCAGCAACUGCUUUUGCACGGUAGAGUUAAGCUUGGAGCGACUCGCAAAGACAGUCCAGGCUACCAUCUUAAGUGUCCGUGUUGUUGAAGGGGGACCUUGGCCUUUUGAAUAUGGUGGUCGGAUUGUGUGCUCCUCACCACCACAGGAAGUUAUGGACUCCCUGGCCAGGCAAGUUGUGUUGGUUGAUUCUCGUUCUUCUGAUGGUGGAGAAAUGCCAAUGGGCACAGAUGGCUACCUUGAUCUAUCAAGGCAUGUUGUUUCUGUAGAACUGGAAGAAAGCCUACAAUUUGUUAUACAAGCCUACUCGCAGUCUGGUGAUGCUAUUGCUAGACAAGGUCGUGUCAAGUUCAGGGCCGAAUAUUGCAAUGUAAGUCGAGGUAUAUGUGAGAUUGGUGACUCUAAGGUGGAGAUUACUGUUGCUUGGUCCAAACUUGUUACCAAAAGGAUGGAUAUCCUCUUAGAAGGACAUGUUUGAUGGUUCUUGUGCGUUGGAGGUUAUGGACUACAGAACCCGUUACCCAAAUUUAUCUGUUUGUCCCUUGCAUGUGGUUUGUGAAACUGCAGAACUAUUUUUGUAUUGAUAUGUCCAACUAUUUGUGUAUCUGACU
Messenger RNA from Triticum dicoccoides, 1987 nucleotides. RefSeq lists its product as uncharacterized. NCBI's taxonomy places the organism in Eukaryota, Viridiplantae, Streptophyta, Magnoliopsida, Poales, Poaceae. The transcript has 5 exons. The record is from RefSeq and is a predicted model, not a curated record. Bases 1 to 1854 code for a protein of 617 amino acids.